Messenger RNA from Parnassius mnemosyne (clouded apollo), 1593 nucleotides. The record is from the annotation of a GenBank genome assembly. NCBI's taxonomy places the organism in Eukaryota, Metazoa, Arthropoda, Insecta, Lepidoptera, Papilionidae.
AUGGAUUGGCAACUAACGUGUCGAGUAUGUUUAGAAACUGGCGAUAUGGUUUCUCUAUUUGAUUGGGAUGAAAAUAAUGAGCAACUUGCAGACAAAUAUUCCUACUGCAGCGGUAUAGAGGUUACUAAAAAUGACGCAUUACCUACACUUAUUUGUCUAAAUUGUGUGGAUCGUCUAACAUUUGCUUAUCAAUUCAAACAACAAUGUAUUACUUCUACGGAAACAUUAAAAGAAUGUCUCGAAGAAUUUACGAAGAGCCAGGCUGAAGUUUCAGUACCAAAAAAAGAAAUUAGUGAUACAGAAACAAUAACAAUUAAACAAGAGAAUGGGUUACUCCUUCAGUAUGAACUCCCAGUGGAACAUGAUCCACAGGCCCAAUGGACCCGAACUGUUACAAAGACUCCAAGCAGUGCAGUUAUUACUAAAGCACCAGGUCCAAGAAAAAGGGGACGACCAAGGAAAUAUCCUAAUGAACAGGGACAAAUCGAUGUUUCACCAUACCAGCGCAAAAAACCAAAGGAGUCACAAAAGGAGGAAGAAUCUCUUACAUCACUGCUUGCAUCGGGCUCAUUGGAUCUAAAAGAGGAGCCUUUAGAUGAUGAAGAGCCUUUUGAAGCAGAUGGUUAUGACGCAACUGAUGAUCCUGAUUUCAACCCUGCAACUGAAGAUCCAGAUUCUGAACCAGAGAUUAAGAAAGAGCAAACACAACCAAGAAAACGCGGUCGACCACCCAAAGUCCGCAUAGACUCAGCAAAGACAAAAUCGGACGACGGUGAAGAUGUACUGCUAAAGGAAACAAUCCUGGCUUUCUCUGAGCCCAUUCCAGACCAUAUAUUGAACCCAAAGCCCAAGAAAAAGAAACCAUAUCAGCAAAAAAAGAAAUAUUCAUAUGAAAAAACACACACAUGUGAAACAUGUGGUUCUUCAUUUACGUCCAAUGCUUCCCUCCAGGCGCAUAUACGACGUCAUUUGGGCAUAAAGCCUUUUGUCUGCAGCGUUUGCGGGUACGCGUGCGUUUUGAAUAUGGAGUUGCGACGUCACAUGAUGCGUCACACGGGCGUGCGUCCGUACAAGUGCCGCAUUUGCGACCGACGCUUUGGUGACUUUGGCAGUCGGCAGAAACACGAGAGGUUACACAUGGGACUUCGGCCUUACCAGUGCUCACUGUGUGGGAAGGCCUUCACCUACUCCUAUGUGCUGGCUAACCACAUGCUGACUCAUACUGGGGAGAAGAAAUAUUCAUGCGAGCCUUGCAAUAAGAAGUUCACAAAGGCACACCACCUCAAGUAUCACAACAAAAUCCACCAUAAGGAGCUUUAUAUACAGCAGCAAUUAGAGCAAGAAGCAAAGAAGAUAAGACAACAGUUGAAUGUUAAUAAUUUGUCUGGAGUUAUAUCUGGGCAGAUUGUUGACGGCACUUUGCAACUUGUGCAAGCUUCUUCUGAGGAUGGUGAGCAAGAAACACAAAUGGAGGUGGUUGAAGAGCAAGAUCAGGACGAUAACGAAAAGGAGACUAAUCGCGCUGUUGCUGAUAUGCAAGCGGUCGUUCUUGAUGCAGAAUUUAUAGAGGAAGAAGAUAGCAAAGAUCAAUAA